This is a messenger RNA of Myxocyprinus asiaticus (Chinese sucker), 2125 nucleotides long. RefSeq names its product PHD finger protein 11 (gene phf11). The record is from RefSeq and is a predicted model, not a curated record. Bases 41 to 1633 code for a protein of 530 amino acids. Lineage: Eukaryota; Metazoa; Chordata; Actinopteri; Cypriniformes; Catostomidae. Gene Ontology annotation, cellular component: nucleus. The transcript is spliced from 17 exons. Gene Ontology annotation, molecular function: histone deacetylase binding; histone binding.
CUUACCAGUCGCUUGUACAUGUGAAGACACAUAGCACAACAUGGGGUCGGAUCAGUAUCGAGCACCAUGCAAAAUGAUGUGUGUACUGUGCCAGAAAUCAGACGAAACCGAAAUUACCGGCGCUCUUUCAUCCAAAGAGAACAUUUCAGCUCAUCAAAACUGUUUGUUGUUUGCAUCAGGAAUCUACUGCAAGAACUCGCCCACCUAUGAUGACCUGUUUGGAUUUGCUGUAGAUGAUGUAAAGCAAGAGCUGAGGAGAGGAAAGAGAUUAAGAUGCCCACACUGUGGGAAACUGGGCGCUACAGCAGGAUGUGAUGUAAAGCGUUGUAAGUACUCGUACCAUUAUCCCUGCGCCAUAGAGGCCCAUGGCAGAGCCAUUGAAGACAUUGCUAAAGGAAGUUAUAAAUUGUUCUGUAAAAAGCAUGAUCCACAAGCCAACAGAACAAGUUCAGUAAAUUCCUCAACAUCUAGUCCUAAUCCCUCAAGAUAUGUAUCAGCUGACAGUAAUGGACGAAUGCUUGAAAAGAGUGAAUCCAAUUCAUCUACAGGGUCAUCAGAAAAGGGAUUUCCCAGCAUGAAGAAGAGGAAGCUGACUGUAACAUUCAUAGGUUCCGAUGAUGAAAAUCAGACCGCCAUUGACUCCAUGUUUGCUCCAGUCGAGUCAGAUCUGGAUGACAGUACACCCCCAAAAGAGCACAAUAGUGAAUUUGAUUCACCAACAAGGUCACCAGAAGUGGAAACACCACGAAGGAAGAAAACAAAGUUGUUUCGCAAAACAGGCCUUGCAUACUCAGAUGAUGAAAUUCAGUGCUGCACUGAAAAUACAAGGCCCUGUGAAGAACUCAAUCCAUCAAGCACAGGAGCUGAUUGUGAUGACACUGACAUUGACUCAGAUGUGUCUCAGAGUUUAUUGCUUCCAUAUACUGGCUUUAUGGAAUCAGGACUUUCAAUGGAAUCAGAGAAUAAUCUAGAACCUUGUUCUCUUUCCGUCCCAGCUGCUGUGUGUAACUCACCAGGGUCUGUCGUUGUGUCUAAUUAUGGGGAAUCACCACCCACCACAAUUAAUGCCCCAGAACCCAAUGCUCCGACCACCAACCCUAAGGUCUCUGUUUCUGCUGACCCUACACCAUGUCAGGACCAUUCGAGUGAUGUUCCUUUGAGUCAACCUGGGUCACCCAACCAAUUAAGCUCCACUGCAGGCAUUCCAGAUGUACAACCACUCCCGGCAUCUGACGACACAACUGAUCACCCACCAGAACUUUCUCCUCAGCCAGUGGCGUCUACCUCACCUGAUUGUCUCGCAGCAGCAGAUGCUUGUAGUGUGGAUGCUAUGGCAAGCUCAGAGUCCAGUGCUGCCAUAUUCUGGGCUAGAUGUAAUGAGGCUGGAUGCACUAAAGAAAUCUUUUCUGAUCUUGUGUCUCAGCUGAGCAGCUUGGGAGAAAGAGUACAAUCACAGGAAGCCAGCCACAAUGACUACAAUGUUGCACUGAAAGUAUUGGAGGCAUCUGGACGGCUACCUGGGGUUAUUGCGCAACUGGAACAAGACUUGGAGAAGCAGGAACAGGAUUUGCAGAGAAAAAAAGCAGCACUCAGGGAUGCCAGAGCUGUACUGGGUGUCCAUAGUCUAAACUAACAAGAUUGUGCUGCAGGGGCGUAGGAACCAUUAGAACACUUUCGGAAACUUCUAGGCUCUUCCCGCUGCUUUUCAUCAAGGACUACUGGGUGAACAAUGUCAAGUUUAUUGUAAUUUUUUCAAUGAAUAAAAUGAAAUGAGGCUCCUACAGGAAAGUACAGUGCAACAUUUAUCAUGCAUCCAAGAAGACAUGGCACAAAGUAAGCUUAAAGACACAAUAAGAUGGUAGAUAUACUGUAAAUGUUUACAUUAUCAUUAUGUUACCUCACAUAAUUAAUAUCCAUUAGCGAAGGUAAUAAGAUUUACAAUGUGUUCCCCCCUCCCCACUUUUCAAGUUUGUACAAAUAAUUUUUUUUUUUUUUUUUCUUUCAGAAUUUCCUAGUUUUUAGCCUACAGUUAUUAAAAGGGCAACAGUGAAUACAUGCAUGUUGCAUUUUGUAAGUGGUAGGAUGUCUUACAGUAUAAGGUGUAACUGUCCAUAUUUUUACAAAA